This is a messenger RNA of Gastrolobium bilobum, 2473 nucleotides long. Its product is annotated as protein SLOW WALKER 1-like. The transcript has 4 exons. Gene Ontology annotation, cellular component: nucleolus. Gene Ontology annotation, molecular function: protein binding. NCBI's taxonomy places the organism in Eukaryota, Viridiplantae, Streptophyta, Magnoliopsida, Fabales, Fabaceae. Bases 474 to 2093 code for a protein of 539 amino acids. Gene Ontology annotation, biological process: positive regulation of transcription by RNA polymerase I; rRNA processing. The record is from RefSeq and is a predicted model, not a curated record.
AGAGUGGGAAUAGUAAAACCUUCAUCGACAGUGCAAGGCGUGGUUGGGGGUUUGCUUGCAUAGUUUGAGGCGUGAAGGAAACUGGGGUGGAGGUUAGCGACACUGACACUGUAGCUCGUUACCAACAGAGACACUGAUUUUUUUUUUUCUUUCCUUUUUUGUUGAGGAAUGCAGCUGUACCGUAACGUCUUCGCUGAGGAACACCGUUGCGUUGCUAAGGUCACAGGCGGUACUCCCAACAUGCUCUCCAAGAUAAAGGUGGUGAGGUUGAACAUUGCCCAGGUUUUGACGCUAGAGGAAGCAACCCAUUAGCUUAGAAUGAAGUCUUAUUAUGUUCAGAGGCAGUCUUUGGGAGGUCUUAUCCACUUUUGAAGGGCGUGAUUUCUCAGAAGGUCAACAUCCUGUAGAGCUUCCCCGUAAAAACUUUCAACCCUAAACUAAAGAAAGCAUAGCAUCUCUUGUGAGUGGCAUCAAUGGAGGAACAACGAACAACGAAGAGCUUCCCUGUAAAACCUAAGGUGAAAACGAAACCUAGAACUCCAAAGGAAACCCCAGAAUCCAAGUACUGGUCUUCCUUCAAGACUCAGCAAAUCCCUAAGCUCAUCUCUGUCCCAUCCCUCACCUUCUCCCCAACUCCACCUCACUCCUUUGCUGUCGCUCACUCUGCUUCUCUCUCCUUCUUCAGCUCCCAAACCUUAACCCCAACCUCCACUAUCUCCUCCUUCUCUGAUGUCGUCUCAUGCGCCUCCUUCCGCUCUGACGCCCGCCUCAUCGCCGCCUCCGACCUCUCCGGCCUCGUCCAAGUCUUUGACGUCAAGACUCGCACUGCGCUCCGUCGCCUCCGCUCCCACACCCGCCCCGUUCGGUUCGUCCAGUUCCCGCUCCUCGACAAGCUCCACCUCAUCUCCGGCAGCGAUGAUGCCCUCGUCAAGUAUUGGGAUGUGGCGGAGGAGACUCCAAUUUUGGAAUUGCAGGGCCAUAGGGAUUAUGUCAGGUGCGGAGAUUCCUCUCCUGUUAAUGCCGACAUGUUCGUUACCGGUUCCUACGACCAUGUCGUCAAGCUUUGGGACGUUAGGGUUAGGGAUUCGAAAUCGACGAUGGAGGUGAACCAUGGGAGUCCUGUGGAGGAUGUGGUUUUCUUGCCGUCGGGAGGGAUGGUUGCGACGGCCGGUGGGAGCUCCGUGAAGCUCUGGGAUUUGAUUGGUGGCGGGAAGCUUUUGUUUUCAAUGGAGAGCCACAACAAGACUGUGACUUCUAUUUGUGUGGGUCGAAUUGGGAAGGAUUCUGGGGAGGAAUCGAAUCAAAUUAGGAUUUUGAGUGUGGGUUUGGAUGGGUACAUGAAGGUGUUUGACUAUGCCUCAAUGAAGGUUACACAUUCCAUGAGGUUCCCUGCACCUCUUUUGUCUGUUGGUUACUCCCCAGAUUGUUCUACAAGGGUUAUUGGGACCUCUAAUGGGAUAAUCUAUGCUGGCAAAAGGAAGACAAAAAAGGAAAACGAAAACGAAAAUGAAAAUGGGGUGAGUGAGUCAAGUUUGUUUUGGAGAAUUAGGCCUGUGGAGCACACUGAAAGGCAAGUCUUGAGGCCUUCACAUUUUAGGUAUUUUCAAAGAGGGCAAAGAGAGAAACCUUCUGAGGGAGAUUACUUGGUAAUGAGGCCGAAAAAGGUGAAGUUGGCCGAGCAUGAUAAGCUGUUGAACAAGUUUAGGCAUGGGGAAGCUUUGGUGUCUGUGUUGGAAAGUAAAAACCCUGGGAAUGUGUUGGCUGUGAUGGAAGAAUUGGUGGCUAGGAAGAAAUUGCUGAGGUGUGUUUUGGAUUUGGAUUUGGAGAAGCUGGAGUUACUUUUGGUGUUCUUGCAUAAGUAUUGUACCAUUCCCAGAUAUUCGAGUUUAUUGAUGGGUUUGACAAAAAAAGUUCUUGAAAUGAGGGCUGAUGAUAUUAGAGCUUCUGAAGCUCUCAAGAAUCAUAUCAGAAAUCUUAAGCGGUCUGUUGAGGAGGAGAUACAGGUUCAACAGUCAUUGCAAGCGAUACAGGGUAUAAUUUCUCCUUUGUUGAAGAUUGCACCUGGUGAAUAUGUUCUCGCUCACUCCUUUUGAACUGUUCUCUGUGCAUCAUUCUAUCUAUGUCGGAGUCUUAUGACUAGAACUAUUUCUACUCUCCCUGCCAGCUAUUGUCAGAUGAGGACUCUCACUUGCCAUGUUUGGUCAUAUUUAUAGCAAUCAUAUACUUAGAUUAUUGGUAUGUAUCAUGUCAAGCGGCUUCAAUGCAGGAAAAUAGUUUUGUUGAGUUACUUUUUUGGUCUUGGAUGGGAGUCAUAUUGAAAUGCUAGUUGCUUAGAAUAUUCUGAAAUAUCUUAGUUUUUAUUCUGCGAUAAUUAUUUUUAAUCUAAGCUUUGUCAGUGUUAAACUUAGUUGCCAUUGUGAGUUUGGGAUAAUUCAUAUCAAGAGCAAUUGCUUCUUAAUCUCCUAAAAGAAUU